AUGGAGGGAGUGGUGGAGGUGGGGAUAGCUACAGCGGAGCUGUUGGGCAAGCGUUACAACCAACAUCAACAUAUGGAGGCUUCGGAAGUAAUGGAGGCUCAGGCUCUUCUGGAGUUGGAGGAGGUGGUGGAGGUGCUGGAGGUGCUGGAGGUGGUGGAACUUCUGGAGUUGGUGGAGUUGGGUCUCCUGCUGGUUGGUACGGUGGUGGUGGAGGUGGUAGUAAUUAUCAAAGCUCAACAAGAAAAGCAGGAGGUCAAGGAGGUGGUGGAGACGGAGGAGGAGGUGGAGGAGGUGAAAGGUCAGUUACUGGAAACGGUGGAGCUGGAGGGUCUGGCAUAG
This is a messenger RNA of Guillardia theta CCMP2712, 339 nucleotides long. RefSeq lists its product as hypothetical. Bases 1 to 339 code for a protein of 112 amino acids. The record is from RefSeq and is a predicted model, not a curated record. NCBI's taxonomy places the organism in Eukaryota, Cryptophyceae, Pyrenomonadales, Geminigeraceae. The transcript is spliced from 3 exons.